Hylaeus volcanicus is the source of this 2995-nucleotide messenger RNA. RefSeq lists its product as uncharacterized. Gene Ontology annotation, molecular function: nucleic acid binding; RNA-DNA hybrid ribonuclease activity. The transcript has 2 exons. NCBI's taxonomy places the organism in Eukaryota, Metazoa, Arthropoda, Insecta, Hymenoptera, Colletidae. The coding region runs from base 1309 to 2010 and encodes 233 amino acids. The record is from RefSeq and is a predicted model, not a curated record.
CCGAACGUAUAUUUGAGCCACUAAUUACAUAACUCAUUGUAUUAUCAAAAUCGAAAUCACGAAAUUAUUAAUUGAAUAAAUACUACAGUGGCGUGUUAACAGUAAAACAUUCUUAUAGAUAAAUUAACCUCUCGCAUCCAUUUAAAAUCCUAAAUCCUUAAAUAGAGGCAUAGAAGUUCACAUACGAGUCAGGGCCCGUACGGGACUGAAGCGACAAAGACCUGAACUUGCCGAUAGGCAAGUAAAAUAUAUAUAUAAAAUUAUAAAAAUUAUUUAAGCUGUGACGCAGGAAUCUGUGUCCCAUCUGUGUCCAGCUCUUUUAUCCAGAGGAAAAAAAACAACAGAAACACAGACAAAUUUGGAAGAAGGCCUGGUGAAAGUGAUAAGGUUUCUCGAGAAGGUUCGCCUCAAAAUAUCGGAGGAAAAAACAAAAAUAAUAUUUUUUGGUAAGCAGCCUGAAACACCUAAAAUAAAAAUUAAUCAUAACAACUUUAAUGCUGAAAUAGAUAUAAGUAACUCAGGAAAAUUUCUAGGACUGCACAUAGACAACAAACUGGACUUUAAAACACAAUUCGAGGAAGUGAGCCGAAAGGUUCAAAAGAGACUAAACAUAAUGAGAUUCAUGUGCCACGGAAACAAAGGUAUUAAACAAGGGUACGCCCUGAUGCUGACUAGGGCACUCAUAUCCUCGGUAAUCGAAUACGGAGCACAAUAUACCUAAAUGACAAAAGACAGGAACAAAUGCUCAAAAGAAUCAGAAAACAGGAAACAGCUGCCCUCAGGGCAGCCAUGGGAUACAGAAUGACGACACCACUCAAUGUAAUAUACGUAGAAACAGGUUGGAUAGGCAUCAAAAACAGAGCAAAAUUACUGGCAGAAAGAUACUGGGUCAAGCAAUGGGAAAAAGGUAAGAGAAACAACCCAACGUUCGAGUUAUUCGAGGAGAUCAAGUUAAAAAACCCUUAUCUAUGUAGGAAAAGUAGAGGACAAGGAGUAAAUAUUGCCCCCAAUUUGUCGGAAGAGGCUUUCUACGAAAACUGGAGAAACAGAGACGAGAUAUUCAACAGAGAUCCGAUAAAGGAAUGCGAAGAACAGUAGGACUACGUAAGAGAGAACUGCAAUACCACAAAUCUGAAGGAAAAAAUAAUCUUCAACACCGAGAUAGGCAGACUGGCAGAAGAGAAGAGAAUACCUUUGAACAGGAUCGAAGACGUAUUCAAGGAAAAGUACAAGGUUGUUGAAAAUAACCCAACUUUCAUAUAUACCGAUGGUAGCAAGACGCCUAACAAGGAGUCCAACGGAGUCGGUAUGAUUAUGAAAAAAGACAACGAAAUACGGAGGAAAGGAAUAUCCAUAAAUGCUAUCGAAAACCAGAUGAAAAAUACCAAGAAUACAACAGAUAACCCUUGGGUUCGGGACACAUGGAAAAAAUUAAGAUACAUGGACAACGUAAAAACGAUCAUAGGAUGGAUCUCCGGUCAUAGGGGCAUAAUAGGCAACGAACUGGCCGACGAACAAGCUAACGAACAAACUUACAAUCAACCCAACAGAGAAUUAAAGAUUCCAGCUAAAGAAAUUAUGGUAGAAAUUAAACAAAAAUUUUGGAAUAAAUUUAAAGAGAAAAUGGAAGAAAUAGGAGAGAUAAAAGGUAGGAAAUUUUUCGAACAAAUAGGUACGGAAAUGAAUAGAAAAUUUUACAAACCGUGGUUCUAUAAAUUUAGGCACAACCUGGACAGGGAAACUGUAAGGGUUAUCUCACGAAUAAGAAGUAACCAUUACAAUUUGAAAGAGUCUCUAGCAAGAAAAGGCAUCAUAGGGGAUCCCGAAUGCGACUGUGGACAAGGGGUCGAGGAUAUAGACCACGUCAUAGUCGAAUGCACCCUAUAUAACUGGGAAAGGGACUACAUACAUCAGAAUCUCAGGAAGGAAAUACUAAAGGUUGGAGAAUCAACGUACGAAUUAAUAAGAAUGAACAAAAUCAAAAUAUACAAAAUACCUUGUAUAUUUUGAUGUUCUUCAUUCUUAUUAAUUCGUACGUUGAUUCUUGAAAAGAAUAAACAAGAAUAUAUAGCAGAAAAACAAAAAAAAAAAAGAAGAGGAGGGAGACUUACCGUAGGACAAUACAGACUGAUAAGUAACAGACUGACUUUAGUAGACAUAAGAUACGUUAUAUUAGAUAAUUGUGAUACAAAAAAGCAGUUCCUAACUUAUACUUAGAAAACCAGGUACAACGUACACAAGUUCCAAAUGAUAAAAUUUCGAUAGAUAGUAUGUAUACAAAGCAGGGAAUAAGGUGAAAGUCAUUGUACACGCUUAGACUAGAAUAAGAAUUAGCAAGUAAAGUGUCAAAAAGCCUUAAUUGUACAAAACAGAAAGUACAUAAAAGAAUAAUACAUAGUAAAAAAUAGCUUUAGUUAAGCAUAACAGAAAAACAGCGUUGAAAUUCGCAGUAGCUCAGAAUAAUUCAAAAGAAAGCAAUUCCAAAUAAAUAAAGCGAGGUUGCUAAUAAUGUAAAGUAUUUCAAGUCGUCUAUAUACACAACAUACGAGGCAACAACGUGUAAUACACCUGUGAUACUAAAAGUAUAUAUUUUUUUCUUUUUUUUCAAAAUUAAAACAUAGUGAUAAGCGUUUAUUAACAUUACGAAUUCAGAGUGUAACAGUAUAUAUAUAUAGUUUAAUAAGAAAGUAUCAAUGCGUAACACAUAAGCUGUAGAUGAACAUGUAAGGUUAAAUCUAAGUGAGAUGUUAAAGAAAUACUUUGGUUUAUUUUACUCUUGUUAAAAGAUUACAAAUUGUAACCUGUAAGCAGUGUGACGAGGCAGACCUUUUCUGCCCGUCACGAGAGCACCCUGACCCCCGGAAGGGCUUCGCUCCCUCCCCGCCACACACGCCCGCGGAGGUGGUCGCGUGUGGAGGGAUAUGUGGACAGCGCGUUUAGAUAGGGACCUUUUCCCCCUCGCGCCCUUUAUGACCCCCUCCCCCGCCGCCGCGAA